UCUCCUUUUCACUUUCUCUGAAUCAUUUUCUCUGAUACUAAGGUAAGAAAAACAGAGAGAAAAAAUGCCUGCCGUCGGAGGAAUAAGCUCCGGAGAAGGGGGCAAAGAGUACCCCGGAAACCUCACUCCUUUUGUCACCAUAACAUGUAUAGUUGCAGCCAUGGGUGGAUUGAUCUUCGGCUACGAUAUUGGGAUUUCUGGUGGGGUAACGUCUAUGGAUCCGUUUUUGUUAAAGUUCUUCCCGUCGGUGUACCGGAAAAAAAACCUCGACAAAUCGACAAACGAGUAUUGUCAGUACGACAGCCAAACACUGACGAUGUUCACGUCGUCGCUGUACCUGGCGGCGCUGUUGUCGUCGCUGGUUGCUUCCACCAUCACGCGUAGGUUUGGCCGGAAACUUUCCAUGCUUUUCGGUGGUUUGCUCUUCCUUGUCGGUGCCCUCAUUAAUGGCUUCGCCCAACGCGUUUGGAUGUUGAUCGUGGGUCGGAUCUUGCUCGGGUUUGGUAUCGGGUUCGCCAAUCAGUCUGUGCCACUCUACCUCUCUGAGAUGGCUCCUUACAAAUACAGAGGAGCUCUGAAUAUUGGUUUCCAAUUGUCAAUAACAAUUGGCAUUCUAGUGGCCAAUGUGUUGAACUACUUUUUUGCCAAAAUCAAAGGAGGGUGGGGAUGGAGGUUGAGUUUGGGUGGUGCUAUGGUACCUGCACUUAUAAUUACUGUUGGAUCACUCGUCCUUCCUGACACCCCAAAUUCCAUGAUUGAACGUGGAGAUCGCGAUGCAGCCAGGGCUCAUCUUCAAAGAGUUCGAGGUGUGGAUGAUGUUGAUGAAGAGUUCAAUGACCUUGUAGCAGCUAGUGAAGCUUCCAUGCAAGUUGAACACCCUUGGAGAAACUUGUUACAGAGGAAGUAUAGGCCACACCUCACUAUGGCCAUCUUGAUUCCAUUCUUCCAGCAAUUAACCGGCAUCAAUGUCAUAAUGUUUUAUGCACCUGUGUUGUUUAAUUCCAUUGGGUUUAAGAGUAAUGCUUCCCUAAUGUCUGCUGUGAUCACUGGCAUUGUUAAUGUUGUUGCUACUACAGUCUCAAUUUAUGGAGUUGAUAAGUGGGGUAGGAGAGCCCUUUUCCUUGAGGGUGGAGUUCAGAUGAUGAUAUGCCAGGCUAUAGUUGCAGCUGCUAUUGGAGCAAAGUUUGGAAUUGAUGGAAACCCUGGUGAUUUGCCAAAGUGGUAUGCCAUAGUUGUGGUGCUGUUCAUUUGCAUUUAUGUAGCAGGGUUUGCUUGGUCAUGGGGUCCCCUUGGUUGGUUGGUGCCUAGUGAGAUCUUUCCAUUGGAGAUUCGAUCGGCAGCUCAAAGUAUCAAUGUGUCGGUGAACAUGUUCUUCACGUUCGUUGUUGCUCAAGUUUUCUUGUCCAUGCUUUGCCACAUGAAGUUUGGCUUGUUCAUCUUCUUUGGCUUCUUUGUGGUGGUGAUGACAUUCUUUGUGUACUUCAUGCUGCCUGAAACUAAGGGCAUCCCAAUUGAAGAGAUGGGCAAGGUUUGGAGGUCACACCCAUACUGGUCCAAAUUCGUUGAGCAUGACGAUUUUGGCAAUGGUGUUGCGAUGGAUAAGAGAACUAUCAAGAAUGUGUAAUUAGCCCUUGUUGUAUUUUCUUUUCCUCAGUGACUAGUUUCCCCCUCUCUCUUUUGUUGUUGGUAAAACAUACUUCUAAUGUCAAUGUGAGUUUCAAUGUAUUGAAUUGUCCUUAAAAAUUGAAGGGUUGUUUUUAUCUAGGGUCCCCUGGUUUCGGUGAACAAUGUUUACA
Messenger RNA from Gastrolobium bilobum, 1796 nucleotides. RefSeq names its product sugar carrier protein C. The record is from RefSeq and is a predicted model, not a curated record. Gene Ontology annotation, cellular component: membrane. The transcript is spliced from 4 exons. Gene Ontology annotation, molecular function: monosaccharide transmembrane transporter activity. NCBI's taxonomy places the organism in Eukaryota, Viridiplantae, Streptophyta, Magnoliopsida, Fabales, Fabaceae. Gene Ontology annotation, biological process: monosaccharide transmembrane transport. Bases 65 to 1624 code for a protein of 519 amino acids.